AUGUUGAUUAAAACAAGUGAUGAUGAUAAAACAAUAACUCAUUUUGAUCAUAAUCUCGAUGAAAAAAUUGUUCUUGAUGUUGAUGAAUUAAAUAUAGAAAAAAUCAUGUACCAAACAAAAUCUCUUUCAUUUCAAAUCGAUACCGAACAUAAUUCAUUGACUAUCGAUAUAGAAUAUAUUCCAAAAGAUUCUCCUUGUUUCUCAAUUCUUAUCUAUUAUUCAACAUCAUCUGAUAAAUCAAAAGCAUUACAUUGGAUGACAAUCGUACAAACUGCUGAUCGACAAUAUCCUUUCAUGUACAGUCAAUGUCAACCGAUUCUUGCACGAUCACUAUAUCCUUGUCAAGAUACACCUGGUGUCAAAAGUACAUAUACAGCUAAAAUCACUUGUCCUAAACCAUUGACUGUGUUAAUGAGUGUAAUACAAACGAAACAUGAUUUAGAUACAAAUACAUAUUAUUUUGAGCAAACUAUUGCUGUUUCAUCUUAUUUGAUUGCUAUUGCUGUUGGUUAUUUAGUUUCGUGUAAUUUAAGUGAUCGUAUACGUGUAUGGUGUGAACCAAGUAAAUUGAAGCAAUGUAAAUAUGAAUUUGAAGAUACUGAACGUGCUUUAUCUACUGCUGAACAACUUCUUGGUGAAUAUAAAUGGAAACGAUAUAAUUUUCUUGUUUUACCACCAUCAUUUCCAUAUAAGCCAGUUUUAUUUCUUCUAUUAAAUUAA
Molecule: messenger RNA, 720 nt
Organism: Adineta steineri
Lineage: Eukaryota; Metazoa; Rotifera; Eurotatoria; Adinetida; Adinetidae
Source: the annotation of a GenBank genome assembly